Messenger RNA from Cryptosporidium ubiquitum, 1923 nucleotides. RefSeq names its product PPM1G-PROV domain-containing protein. Gene Ontology annotation, molecular function: protein serine/threonine phosphatase activity; cation binding. NCBI's taxonomy places the organism in Eukaryota, Apicomplexa, Conoidasida, Eucoccidiorida, Cryptosporidiidae. The coding region runs from base 1 to 1923 and encodes 640 amino acids. The transcript has a single exon. The record is from RefSeq and is a predicted model, not a curated record. Gene Ontology annotation, biological process: protein dephosphorylation.
AUGGGUAUGUUUUUAACGAAACCCUCUACAAAUAAACAUUCUGACCAAGGUGGAGAUUUUGAUAAGUAUGGUGUCAGAUUUGGCGUUAGUGGAAUGCAAGGAUGGAGGGUUUCGAUGGAGGAUGCUCACCUAGCAUUACCAAGAUUAGAUAGGCAUCCAGAGCUAUCUCUAUUUGGUGUCUUUGAUGGCCAUGGUGGGUCUGUAAUAUCAGAAUGGGUCUCAAGGCAUAUUGAUUCUAUUUUUCAGCAAGAGCUUGACGCAGUAUUGAGAGAAAUGAACUCGAAUGAAAUUAAUCUCGGCCCAGAAAAAAGCAAAUUGCCAAAUAAAGUAGUUGCUAUUUCCGAAGCCCUCCAAAGAACAUAUAUUAAACUAGAUGAGCAAAUGGCUUCACCGUCAUCUAGACCAGAACAGAAAGCGAUAUAUGAAAAGAAGAAAUCCUCAAGUGAUACCAACCCCCCAAAAACAUUCCUCCAAGAACUUUUGGGUGGAAUUGAUGGUCAAAGAAGAGUAUUGAGGAUGGUAGAGCAGAAUGGAAACCGUUGCCUUCAGAUUGUUUCCUUUAACGGUGAUGAAGAAUCUGGUUCAUCUGAGAAUGAAAAGGUAGAAGAAGGUAAGGUGGAAGAAGUGGAUGAAAGUAAGGAAUCUUCUGAUAGAGUUGAAGAUUCAAGUCACAAUUGCCAUCCAACUGAGGGGAUUUCCUCGGCUGGCUCUGAUGAGAACGGGAAUUAUUCUGACGGGAUUAAACCAUUUGAAAGUGACAUAAAACGAGAUGAUGGCACAUUUGAGGAAUCAAAUACAGGAUUUAUUGAUGAUGAUGGACUUGCAGAUGAUGAUGGUUAUUUGGAAGAUAUUUCUGAUUCUGGUACAUGCGGUCCCGAGCAUUGUGGAACUACUGCAGUUGUCGCAGUAAUUCUUCCAGAUGAAAAUGAUGGCUCCCCUUAUUUAAUUGUUGCGAAUGCAGGCGAUUCAAGGGCAGUCUUAAGUAGAUCAGGCCAGGCAAUCGCACUUUCCCAUGAUCACAAGCCUGAAUUACCAUUGGAAAAUGAGAGAAUUUUAAAGGCUCAUGGAACAGUUGAAAACGGUCGUGUAGAUGGUAAUUUGAACAUGUCUCGCACACUUGGAGAUCUUCAAUAUAAAAGUGACACAUCUUUAAGUCCUGAAGAACAAAAAAUUACUGCAUUCCCAGAUGUUAGAAUCAUCCCCCUUACCAGUGAGGAUGAGUUCAUUGUUUUGGCAUGUGAUGGUAUUUGGGAUGUGGUAGAUAAUCAGUUAUGUGUUGAUAUUGUUCGUCGUAAAAUUUUAAAACAGAUUGAAGCCUUAGAGUCUGAGUAUGCCUCAAAAAGUGAAGAAACAAAUGUGGACGGCCAUAAGGAUCGUGAAUUUGGUUCCAUUGAAUCAAAAGAGCAGCUUUUUAUUAGCUCCAAGUUAGAUGGUUCAUUACCGAUACCUGCUCUAACUGCAAUACAACUUUCAAAGAUUUGUGAGGAAAUUUGUGAUGAGUGCCUAGCUCCUAAUCCUGUUGAGAGUGAGGGAAUUGGCUGUGACAAUAUGACAUUAAUGAUCGUCCAAUUGGGACCUAAUAUUAGAAAGAAAUCCUCGAACUGUAUGGUAUCUACACAAAUUGGGUCUGCUGUUGCCAGGAGGUUGAAUGCUGCUGCCUCUGCCAUUGAGACUCAAAUAUCACAAAUGCAACAAGCAAAUCCAACUGAUUCUAAUUCUGGUAACUCUUCCGACGAUGAUGGAACAUUGAGGAAUGAGCAGCCACCACGCACGGAAACACAAAAUCGAAAGGCUCCAGAUGCAGUAUUAAAUGCUCCCCUUCCGAGCGUCUCUUGGAUUCCAAAAAAGGAGUUCAAUGUAACAUUAUAUGGUUAUGGAGUCGAUGAUGGUAGAUUUGACAAUGUUCCCGAAGGCAGACUCUAA